CAGAGUCGCCCUGCAGCAAUCACGCGUCUUUCCACUGAGGCCCCGGAUGUAGAUUCUCUUUCCCUCCCUACGCGGCUCAGUGGGCGUGGCCUCACUGUGACUCAAAGACUUGGGGCUCUCUCAUUGGCUGUAACUCUUCCGCAGGAUUGGAAGCAAAAAAGAGGCGGUACCCAAGGCGAACAGCGCUGUGAACACAGCCAAUCAGAAUCGAGACCGGGCUUUGGCGGGAGGCUGGAACGCUGUGGUAAUUCAGAUUUGGCGCGAGCGCGGCUGGUUUUGCUGCUGCUGGUGUUCAGUUUGUUUGGAGCUUGUGGUGGUGAGUCCCAGAGGCUGCGUGUGAGACCUGAGAAGGAGCCUGCACUGAGGAGGUGGAAAGGAGAGGAUUGCUCGAGGAGGCCUGCGAUCUGUGAGGCAGCGGAGUUGGGUGAAGGCUGCGGGUUCCGGCGAGGCCCGAGCUGUGCUGCCAUCAUGCCUCAAACCCGAUCCCAGGCACAGGCUACAAUCAGUUUUCCAAAAAAGAAGCUGUCUCGGGCAUUGAACAAAACUAAAAACUCUAGUGAUGCCAAACUAGAACUGACAAAUGUCCAAACUGUACCCCGUUCUCGUGUAAAAGUCCUGCCUCUCAGCCCCAGGAAACGUCUGGGUGAUGACAACCUAUGCAACACUCCCCAUUUACCUCCCUGUUCUCCACCAAAGCAAGGCAAGAAAGAGAAUGGUCCCGCUCGCUUACAUACACUUAAGGGACGAAGAUUGGUAUUUGACAAUCAGCUGACAAUUAAGUCUCCUAGCAAAAGAGAACAAGCCAAAGUUCACCAAAAUAAAACACUUUCUUCAGUUAGAAAAAGUAAAGAGAUCACAACAAAUCCUGAGCAGAGAUGUCCACUGGAGAAAGAAUCUGCAUGUGUGAGAUUAUUCAAGCAAGAAGGCACUUGCUACCAGCAAGCAAAGCUGGUCCUGAACACAGCUGUCCCGGAUCGGCUGCCUGCCAGGGAAAGGGAGAUGGAUGUCAUCAAGAAUUUCCUGAGGGAGCACAUCUGUGAAAAAAAAGCUGGAAGCCUUUACCUUUCCGGUGCUCCUGGAACUGGAAAAACUGCCUGCUUAAGCCGAAUUUUGCAAGACCUCAAGAAGGAACUGAAAGGCUUUAAAACUAUCAUGCUGAAUUGCAUGUCCUUGAGGAGUGCCCAGGCCGUAUUCCCAGCUAUUGCUCAGGAGAUUUGUCAGGAAGAGGUAUCCAGGCCAGCUGGGAAGGACAUGAUGAGGAAAUUGGAAAAACAUAUGACUGCAGAGAAGGGCCCCAUGAUUGUGUUGGUAUUGGACGAGAUGGAUCAACUGGACAGCAAAGGCCAGGAUGUACUGUACACACUGUUUGAAUGGCCAUGGCUAAGCAAUUCUCACUUGGUGCUGAUUGGCAUUGCUAAUACCCUGGAUCUCACAGAUAGAAUUCUGCCUAGGCUUCAAGCUAGAGAAAAAUGUAAGCCACAGCUGUUGAACUUCCCACCUUAUACCAAAAAUCAAAUAGUCACUAUUUUGCAAGAUCGACUUAAUCAGGUAUCUAGAGAUCAGGUUCUGGACAAUGCUGCAAUUCAAUUCUGUGCCCGCAAAGUCUCUGCUGUUUCAGGAGAUGUUCGAAAAGCGCUAGAUGUUUGCAGGAGAGCUGUUGAAAUUGUAGAGUCAGAUGUCAAAAGCCAGACUAUUCUCAAACCACUGUCUGAAUGUAAAUCACCUUCUGAGCCUUUGAUUCCCAAGAGGGUUGGUCUUAUUCAUAUAUCCCAAGUCAUUUCAGAAGUUGAUGGUAACAGGAUGACCUUGAGCCAAGAAGGAGCACACGAUUCCUUCCCUCUUCAGCAGAAGAUAUUGGUCUGCUCUUUGAUGCUCUUGAUCAGGCAGUUGAAAAUCAAAGAGGUCACUCUGGGGAAGUUAUAUGAAGCCUAUAGUAAAGUCUGUCGCAAACAGCAGGUGGCGGCUGUGGACCAGUCAGAGUGUUUGUCACUUUCAGGGCUUUUGGAGGCCAGGGGCAUUUUAGGAUUAAAGAAAAACAAGGAAACCCGCUUGACAAAGGUGUCUUUCAAGAUUGAAGAGAAGGAAAUAGAGCAUGCUCUGAAAGAUAAAGCUUUAAUUGGAAAUAUCUUAGCUACUGGAUUGCCUUAAAUUCUUCUCUUACACCCCACCCGAAAGUAUUUAUCUGGCAUUUAGAGAGCUACAGUCUUCAUUUUAGUGCUUUACACAUUCAGGUCUGAAAACAAAUAUGACCUUUUUUACUUGAAACCAAUGGAUUUUAAUCUAUAGAUUCUUUAAUAUUAGCACAGAAUAAUAUCUUUAGGUCUUAUUAUUUUUACCUAUACAAGUGAUCAGGUAGAUCCUUUUUAAUUACAUUCACUACUUCUACCACUGUGUAUCUCUAGCCACUGUGCUUACAAGUGUACAGAUCUGAAAUGUGUCUAUAUUUACCUCUUUGUUUGCUCAAAUAUGACUGUGUUUUUGUUUUUGUUUUUUUGAGACUGAGUCUCGCCCUGUUGCCCAGGCUGGAGCGCAGUGGUGCGAUCUUGGCUCACUUCAGCGUUCACUUCCUGAGAUCAAGCGAUUCUCUUGCCUCAGCCUCCUGAGUAGCUGGCAUUACAGGUGGGCACCACCACACCCGACUAAUUUUUGUAUUUUUAGUAGAGAUGGGGUUUUACCAUGUUGGCCAGGCUGGUCUUAAACCCCUGACCCUCAAGUGAUCUGUCUACCUCGGCCUCCCAGAAUGCUAGGAUUACAGGUGUGAACCACCACCCCCAGCCAUGAGUGUAUUUUGUUCAGAACUUUGAGGUUAGGGUAAGAAGAAUGUAAAAGAAUGAUCCAGGAAAAUUAAGCAAGUCCACGUGGAGAUUUGGAGGACACUGGUUAAAGAAUUUAUUUAUUUUUAGAGUAUACUAUGUUCACAGCGCAGAUACUACAACAUUGUGACAUUUUAAAGGCUCUUUGAGUUUCUUGGGCACCUCCAAGGGCGCUGGGGUUGUAAGGAGACUGUAACUACAGAUUGUGAAUAUAUUUAUUUUCAAAUUG
Sapajus apella (tufted capuchin) is the source of this 3042-nucleotide messenger RNA. RefSeq names its product cell division cycle 6 (gene CDC6). NCBI's taxonomy places the organism in Eukaryota, Metazoa, Chordata, Mammalia, Primates, Cebidae. Gene Ontology annotation, molecular function: DNA replication origin binding; ATP hydrolysis activity. Gene Ontology annotation, biological process: cell division; mitotic DNA replication checkpoint signaling; DNA replication initiation. The record is from RefSeq and is a predicted model, not a curated record. Gene Ontology annotation, cellular component: nucleus. Bases 469 to 2148 code for a protein of 559 amino acids. The transcript has 12 exons.